This is a messenger RNA of Alternaria rosae, 983 nucleotides long. RefSeq names its product proteasome subunit alpha type-5. Gene Ontology annotation, cellular component: proteasome core complex, alpha-subunit complex; nucleus; proteasome core complex. The record is from RefSeq and is a predicted model, not a curated record. The transcript has 6 exons. Gene Ontology annotation, biological process: proteasome-mediated ubiquitin-dependent protein catabolic process. Lineage: Eukaryota; Fungi; Ascomycota; Dothideomycetes; Pleosporales; Pleosporaceae. The coding region runs from base 138 to 875 and encodes 245 amino acids.
GGAAACAUCUAAGUCGCCAACAUAACUCCGCAACAUAUCACAGCCGCCUUUAUACCCCCGAUCUCGAAGUCCCCGUUCGAGACACACUCGAAUUACUCACCAACAAUACCUACUGCUUCCCUGCACAAACAGCCGCCAUGUUUAUAGCACGAAGUGAAUAUGACCGUGGUAUCAACACCUUCUCGCCCGAAGGCCGUCUCUUCCAAGUCGAAUACUCGCUCGAAGCCAUCAAGCUCGGUUCAACAGCAAUAGGCGUAGCAACAGGCGAAGGCGUAAUCCUCGGCGUAGAGAAGCGCGUCACUUCCACGCUCCUCGAGACCAGCUCUGUAGAGAAGAUUGUCGAAAUUGACCGCCACAUCGGAUGUGCCAUGUCGGGUCUGCAAGCCGAUGCCCGCAGCAUGAUCGAGCACGCGCGUGUCGAGAGCCAGAACCAUGCUUUCAACUACGCCGAGCCCCUACGCGUGGAGAGCUGCACGCAGGCGAUAUGUGACCUGGCGCUGAGGUUUGGCGAGGGUGCCGAGGGUGAGGAGAGCAUCAUGAGUCGGCCGUUCGGUGUUGCGCUCUUGAUCGCGGGUUAUGAUGAGGAUGGUCCGAGUCUCUACCACGCCGAACCCUCCGGCACAUUCUACCGCUACGACGCCAAAGCCAUCGGUUCCGGUUCGGAGGGCGCCCAAGCCGAACUCCAGAACGAAUUCCACAAGUCGCUUACGCUCCCCGAGGCCGAGGUGCUCACGCUCAAGACACUCAAGCAGGUCAUGGAGGAGAAGUUGGAUAGCAAGAACGUGCAGUUGGCUAGUGUGACCAAGGACAAGGGCUUCAGGAUCUACACUGAUGAGGAGAUGGCGGAGGUUGUAGGAAGGCUGCCAACAAACUAACCUCGGAGGUGGACUGAGAGGAUAGCCGGAAGCAGUUCGGUCGUAGACGAUACAUGAUAGCAUCAUGAUAGAUGUGCGAGUCACGCGAAAAUGAAGCAAUGACCAACA